Molecule: messenger RNA, 1541 nt
Organism: Neodiprion fabricii
Lineage: Eukaryota; Metazoa; Arthropoda; Insecta; Hymenoptera; Diprionidae
Gene: Rpt2
Product: 26S proteasome regulatory subunit 4
Exons: 5
Coding region: 139-1461 (440 amino acids)
Biological process (GO): proteasome-mediated ubiquitin-dependent protein catabolic process
Cellular component (GO): proteasome regulatory particle, base subcomplex
Molecular function (GO): ATP binding; proteasome-activating activity; ATP hydrolysis activity
Source: RefSeq, a predicted model, not a curated record
UCGUUCUCUCUGGUUGUAACUAGAAUUUUAGCCUCUGAGAGUUGGCCGUCCGAUUUCUCUGUCAUACGACUGCUUCGCCUAUGUUCAUCGGUCUCGUUGAUGACUUCGUGAUUUCGUGUUUGUCAGUUGCCGAGAUAAAUGGGUCAGAAUCAGUCGGGAACAGGAGGUACGGGAGGGGACAAGAAGGAUGACAAAGACAAGAAGAAGAAGUACGAGCCCCCAAUUCCUACGCGCGUAGGAAAGAAGAAACGACGAACCAAGGGACCGGACGCUGCGACAAAAUUGCCCCAAGUCACGCCCCAUACCAGGUGUCGCCUGAAGCUCUUGAAGUAUGAAAGAAUCAAGGAUUACUUGUUGAUGGAGGAGGAGUUCAUUAGAAAUCAGGAGCGACUUAAGCCGCAGGAAGAGAAAAAUGAAGAGGAGAGAUCCAAGGUCGACGAUCUUAGGGGAACGCCGAUGUCGGUUGGGACAUUGGAGGAAAUAAUUGACGACAAUCACGCCAUUGUUUCUACAUCUGUAGGGUCCGAGCAUUACGUGUCGAUCUUGUCAUUCGUUGACAAAGAUCAGCUGGAGCCAGGAUGUUCUGUUUUAUUGAAUCACAAGGUGCACGCCGUUGUUGGCGUCCUUGGCGAUGACACGGAUCCGAUGGUAACAGUGAUGAAGCUCGAGAAAGCUCCGCAAGAAACAUACGCCGAUAUCGGAGGUUUGGAUACACAAAUUCAGGAAAUCAAAGAGUCGGUCGAAUUACCCCUCACUCAUCCGGAAUAUUACGAAGAGAUGGGAAUCAAGCCCCCCAAGGGUGUUAUACUCUACGGUUUACCGGGAACGGGUAAAACUCUUCUGGCCAAAGCAGUGGCCAAUCAGACAUCUGCGACUUUCCUGCGUGUUGUUGGUUCAGAAUUGAUCCAGAAGUAUCUAGGGGAUGGCCCGAAACUUGUCAGAGAGCUAUUCAGAGUUGCUGAGGAACAUGCUCCUUCUAUCGUAUUCAUAGAUGAAAUUGACGCUGUUGGUACAAAACGAUAUGACAGCAACAGUGGAGGCGAAAGAGAAAUCCAGCGUACUAUGCUGGAGCUACUAAACCAACUUGACGGCUUUGACAGUCGUGGAGAUGUCAAAGUAGUAAUGGCAACUAAUAGAAUCGAAACUUUGGAUCCGGCACUAAUUCGACCCGGACGUAUCGAUAGAAAGAUCGAGUUUCCCCUGCCAGAUGAAAAAACCAAGAGGAGAAUCUUUAGCAUUCACACAAGUAGAAUGACAUUGGCACCAGAUGUAAACCUGGCAGAUCUCAUCAUGGCUAAAGAUGACCUAUCCGGAGCUGACAUAAAGGCGAUCUGUACCGAAGCUGGUCUCAUGGCUUUACGAGAGCGCCGUAUGAAGGUAACCAGCGACGACUUCAAGAAAUCCAAGGAGAGUGUGUUGUACCGCAAGAAGGAAGGAUCGCCUGAAGGAUUAUAUUUAUAAUUUAAUUUUUCGCUUUCCCAUGUAUUUUUUAUCAAUCGUAAUAAUACGAAAUUCGAAUAAAUAAAUUUUCUUUAACUCAA